Racocetra persica is the source of this 582-nucleotide messenger RNA. Lineage: Eukaryota; Fungi; Glomeromycota; Glomeromycetes; Diversisporales; Gigasporaceae. The record is from the annotation of a GenBank genome assembly.
GAAAAUAAUCAUCCUACACCAAAUAUUCAUAAAAGAUUGAAUCCUGCAUAUUUAAAGGAAAAUAAUCAUCCUACACCAAAUAUUCAUAAAAGAUUGAAUCCUGCAAAGGAUAAACCUCAACACGCAUAUCAACCUAUAGAAGACAAUCAAAUAUUUCAAACAGAUGGUGCGAGUCUUCGUGUAAUUUUCACAUCAGGGCAUAGUGAAGACCAUAUCGCAUUUUAUUUAGAAGAAGAAAAUGCAAUAUUUACUGGUGAUGCUGUAUUAGGUCAAGGAACAACUGUUUUCGAAAAUCUUGAAGAAUAUAUGACUUCUUUGCAAAAAAUGAAAAAAUUAACACCAGAUCGAUUAUACCCUGGUCAUGGUCCAGUGGUCGAAGAUGGUAUGGCCAAAUUGGAUGAAUACAUUGAUCAUCGCCUGCAGCGUGACCAAGAAAUACUUGAUGUACUUAAACAAUCUGACAAACCUUUAACAGCUAUGCAAAUUGUAGAAUCAAUAUAUGCAGCAUAUCCUCGAGAACUUUGGAAGGCUGCAGAAGCUAGUGUAAAAUUGCAUUUAUUUAAGUUAGAAAACGAAUCAAAG